CGACACUUUGUCUAUUUGGCUUCAUCGAAUUCACAAAUGCGCGACAAUGGAUGUUACUUUUUUGACGACGGUGAAGGCGGACAGGCAAUGAAAAUUCGCAAUAAGCUCGGUAAAUUCGAUUGCACAAAUAUUCCGAAGUUGAUGUCACGAAUGGGUCAGUGCUUUACGCAAUCGAAGGAAUGUGAUGUGACUUUGCGGCGUAGUAGGUACAACAAAACGUAUGAUAUUGUUGGUGGUAAAAAUUCACUCGGUGAGCCACAUACAUUUUCGGAUGGAGUUGGAACAAUGUCGGAAGAUUUUGCCCAGGAUAUUGCACGCGAUUUGGGUUUAGGCAAUUGCGUUCCCAGUUGUUUUCAGAUACGGCAUCGUGGCUUGAAAGGUGUGCUGAGCGUGGAUCCAGCACUGCGACUACGGCGAAUAUGGGCAGAAAAGAAUAAAGUGGAGGACAGGCCUGGUAAAACAGAAAAAAUGAACGAUUUAGACGUGCUAUUUCGACCAUCUCAGGUAUUUUUUGUCUCAUUUAGCUUGUUAUAUUCGGUUUUGCGUGUCAGAAGUGAAUGCUUAUUGUGA
Messenger RNA from Gongylonema pulchrum, 570 nucleotides. The record is from the annotation of a GenBank genome assembly. Lineage: Eukaryota; Metazoa; Nematoda; Chromadorea; Rhabditida; Gongylonematidae.